AUGGCUCACAAACCAAGCAUAUGCACAAUGUCCCUAGGUCGGUGCUUCGCCGGCCACUCCCUCCCCCAUAAACUCGACAUGGCUGCCAAAUACGGCUUCCAGGGAAUAGAAGUCUUCUACGAAGACCUCGUCGACCUCGCAAAGUCCCUCCCCGGCGGCGACACACACUCCAACCAAGUCACAGCCGCCCGCACAAUCCACGACCUAUGCGCCGCCCGUUCUCUAGAGAUUAUCUGUCUGCAGCCGUUUAUGCACUUUGGUAACUUGGUCGAUCGCGCUGAGCAGGCCAAGCAAUUUGAUGAGCUGCGGCUGUGGUUCGAUCUCGUGCACGCCCUGCAGACGGAUCUCAUCUUGUUUCCGAGUAGCUUUCUCGCCGAGGAUAAACUCGCGGGUGGCGUUGAUACCCUCGUGUCUGACUUUACUGUGGCGGCGGAGAUGGGCCUGCAGCAGACGCCAGUUGUCAAGUUUGCGUAUGAGGCGUUGUGUUGGGGCACGCAGAUCAACACGUGGGAGGCCAGCUGGGAUAUCGUCCAACGGGUUGACAGGGAGAACUUUGGACUGUGUCUUGACAGCUAUAACAUCCUGGGGAGGAUCUACGCCGAUCCGACUACAGCUUCAAGAAAAACGAACGACUGCGAGCAAGUGACACUUGACUCGACCAAGAGACUCCUUUCCGACGUCGACGUGUCAAAGGUGUUUCUCCUCCAGGUCGCAGACGGCGAGAGACUCAGCCAGCCUUUGAACGAAAGUCAUCCGUUCUACAACGCAGAGCAGCCAGCGAGGAUGAGCUGGUCCCGCAACUCAAGACUGUUUUACGGCGAGACUUCAUAUGGCGCGUAUCUCCCGUGCAAGCACCUGCUUCGGGCGGUAGUCCAGGGUCUGGGCUUUGAGGGGUGGUUGAGUUUCGAGGUGUUUAACAGGAGGCUCACGGAGACGGAUCAGAUUGUACCUGAGGAGUCAGCGAAAAGAGCGGCUGAGUCGUUUGAGAAGAUGAAGGUUGAUCUUGGGCUGCGGACUUCAGAUGUGCAGCCAAGAUUACAAGCAAUGCUUUAA
This is a messenger RNA of Fusarium sp. VM40, 1053 nucleotides long. The record is from the annotation of a GenBank genome assembly. NCBI's taxonomy places the organism in Eukaryota, Fungi, Ascomycota, Sordariomycetes, Hypocreales, Nectriaceae.